AUGGAUGCCAAAUCAACAGAGGCGACAACUGUCGUCGCCCACGACCAUAUCGAGAAACUCGCCAUUGCGGACGAAGCCGUUACAAAGGCAACUGAAAACCAAGACCUGACCCCCAAGCAACAAUACCAGCGCCUUUGGGCGAAUCUUAAGCAAGACAAGCGUUAUGUCUUCUGGGCACUCUACAUCAUGUCCCUCGUCUUUGGAUGGGGUUACGACUCUGGACUUUCAGGGGCUGCCAUCGCCUUCCCCGAGUUCCACCAAUAUGUCAUCCCUGCGCUUUGGCAAUCUCUGUGGAACGCCGCCAGCACCAUCGGUCAGGUAUUCGGUGCCUUCCUCACCGGCCAAUUCGCCGACACCGUUGGCCGCAGAGCCGUUCUCUGGACGGCCGUUAUUCUCUCCCUUUCCUCCUCGUUUGCCCUGGUAUUCGCUCCAAGCCUACCCGUGCUCUUCGUCUCCAAGCUGCUGCUCGGUUUCUCGGUUGGCUUGUCAACCGUUACGCCUCCUCUCUACGUUACCGAAAAUGCUCCUCCUGCACUUCGAAGCUCCCUCAGCUCGUUAACCAACGUCAUCAUUAUUUACGGCCAAUGGAGCUACCGCCUGGCGUUCGCCAUGACUUUCCUUGUUCCGACGCUCUUCAUGAUUGUCUUGCCGUGGCUGCCCGAGUCGCCGGUGUGGUACGUCAAGAAGGGUAGGGACGAAGACGCCCGCAAGGCGAUCUUCAAGCUCUACGGCAAGAACGUCGACGUUGAAGAGAGACUUAACUUUAUCAAGUCUGAGCUUGAGCUUGCGGCGGGAGAAGCCAACAUGGCUAAGCAGACCAGCUGGAGAGCGAUCUUUUCCAAGGAGCACCGCUUCCGUACACUUGUCGCGGUUCUUGGAUUGCAGUCGCAGAACUUCUCUGGUGGCUAUUUCGCAAACACAUACCAGACCUACUACUUCGAACUUAUCGGCCAGUCCGAUCCCUUUGGACUCACCGCGAUCUCCUCCACCCUUCAAUUCCUCUCGAACUGCGUAGCAGUCACAGUCUCCGACGUCCUCCCUCGCAGAAAGUCUUUGGUUGGCGGCGGCGCAUUGCUGUGCUGCUGGUCCAUCAUCAUCGGUGGCACAUCCCUCGCUGGAACCAGCAACUACUCCGCAAACAUGGCUCUUCUCGCAUUCAUGAUCACAUGGUCGAUGCUUUAUACCGCGACAGUGGGUUGCUUCGGCUGGGCUGUUGCUCAGGAGACUGCCUCGCAAGCCACCAGACCCAAGACCAUUGCCUUCAGCUUGGUGUGCCAGCAGCUUACAGCUCUUCUCCUGUCAUCGGUUUUCCCUUUCUUCAUCAACCCUGACCAGCUUAACUGGGGUGGAAAGAUCAUGUUCCUGUUUGUCGGCGCCGAGGUGUUCGUCCUUGGACUUCUCUUCUUCUUCCAGCCCGAGACGAAGAACAGAACCUACCAGGAUAUCGAUCACAUGUAUGCCCAGGGGGUUCCAGCAAGGAAGUUUAGCGAAUACGUUGUGGUGGAUGGAGUGGCCGUCAAGAAGGCCACCUCUUGA
This is a messenger RNA of Colletotrichum scovillei, 1536 nucleotides long. RefSeq lists its product as uncharacterized. The coding region runs from base 1 to 1536 and encodes 511 amino acids. The record is from RefSeq and is a predicted model, not a curated record. Gene Ontology annotation, cellular component: membrane. Gene Ontology annotation, molecular function: carbohydrate:proton symporter activity. NCBI's taxonomy places the organism in Eukaryota, Fungi, Ascomycota, Sordariomycetes, Glomerellales, Glomerellaceae. Gene Ontology annotation, biological process: carbohydrate transport; transmembrane transport. The transcript has 4 exons.